Caenorhabditis auriculariae is the source of this 2904-nucleotide messenger RNA. NCBI's taxonomy places the organism in Eukaryota, Metazoa, Nematoda, Chromadorea, Rhabditida, Rhabditidae. The record is from the annotation of a GenBank genome assembly.
AUGCCACGCCUCCUUGACGCAUACAAUGACUUUGCGAAUUCUACCAUACAAAAGCCAUUAGUAAUCAAAAAUUUUUCUUCAUUUAUUAAAGGCUGGCUUCAGAAAUUAUCCCCGCUUCUGUCUCACGGGCCUGUAUUCCAAAGCCGCCAAAGUCGCUCGAAUCCAAAAUUUUAUCCAAUCUACGACCGCUAUAAGCAAGAAAAUUGGAGAAAGGUAUCGAUUUUCAGUACAUUUUUUUGAAGGAUCAAGACGGAUAUAAAAAUAUACGGUUUUCCAUAUUCUCAACGUUCUUUUCAGAAGAACUUUACUCCCGAGCCCCAGGAAACGUUUAUAGAAAAAGAUGUUAUCGAAGAUUGUUAGUUUUUUUUCAAACUUCCAAUCUAACAUCAAACAAUUUUAGUUAAAAGCGCUUAUUACAAGUGUAAGGCAAGGAAACAGCAGAAUGCCGUCGAACCGUUUUACUACGACUGUGAGUUUUCUAUUUUUUAUUCAAUAACGCCGGUUUAUUCGUCUAUCCGCAAAGCAUUUCUCGAACGAAAACAGUGAAAUUUCAAAAAUUUUCUGAAAUAGAGUUCAUCAAAACUCUCGCCACUUGGUCGUAUUCAAGUUCAUUGACCACCAGACUUUCAACAUGAAUCCCAGAGCCGCUUAUGUAGUUAUCUAGCUAUGAAAAUUUUCAAGUUCAAGUGUGCAUUUAUUAAAAAAAGAGGACUGAAAAGUUGCAAAAAAACAUUUCAAAAUAUUAGGUUGUCUACUAAGUUUCUUUUUGAAGGACUUUUUUUAAAAAAAGUUUUUCAACCAGAAAAAGCACUUCUUACAAUUUUGCUUCAUAUAGUAUUUACUACUACACAAUCUGAAGUUCAGAUUAAAUUUAACUGUAUUCCUAUAACACUAUGCAGAAAAAAAGAUAGAGAACUUUGUCCGAACUCGAAAAAAAUCUCGAUUUUUGGAAAUUUUUGCGAAUUUAUUUUUUAUCUUACUUUUUUAAUCUUAUCAUUCGAACAAGUUACAUAAAAUGUAAACUGAGGUCGUGUCCUUGCUCAUGAAAAUUUGCGUUUGCUUCCAAAAAUUUUGAGAAAUGAGUUAAUCAUUCAAAAGCCAGUCCAUUCAAAUUUAUGAUUGGUCAACAUUGUUGAAACAAUGCGCGUCCUGUUUUUGUUUGAUUUUCCCCGAAGUACAUUUGUAAUUAUCUAUCAGGUUCGAGGGUUUGAAAAAAAUUACAAGCAUAACAUUAGCAACCGGCAGCUACCGUGAAACUCGAGGAUUUAAUUUUACAGCCUUUUUUGAUCAAAAAAUGUUUAUAGCGCCAGGGCAGUGGUUUCUAUCCACUCUCAAAUUUUCUGUUCUUUCGCUAUCGCGCAAGUUAAUAGAAAAACAAGUACAACAAAGGUCAUUACUGUGUCAAAGCAGAAAAGGUUCAACUGAGUUUCUCCGGCCAAAAUUUUUUGGAAACCUCAGUCAAUUGAAAUGACAGUUCGAUGAAAUUCUAAAGGCUCUCUGACGGCGUCAAACGUUCAGAGCUUCUGGAGAAAAAGUGACUGAUACAGACCAUGUCUGUACUAACUAACCACAAAAAAUCAGAAACAUCCUCAAAGCCGUUCAUGAGAAAAGCGUCUAAAUGUUCAGCGACCAUAUCAUUGUCAUUGGUCACUGACCGAAACUUUUAAAGAAAAAAGAUUUUUAGGCUAGUUUUUUGUUUAAAAAGUCAGUUUGCCUACUCUAUCUGUACUUCCAUCCUCCCACGUUGUCAUCAACUACAAAACAUUAAAUCAUACAUUUUUUUAAAAGAAACAAAAACAAUUUUUCUAAGAGAGGUUGAAAUCGAGUUAGUUGCCCUUUUUUGAGUAUAUCAUUGCUCGUUUUGAAGUCAGGAACUCCAAAAUUAAAAGUCAUGUUAACAGAUAGCUGAGAAUGACGGGGGAGAAAUUGUUUGCUGUUUGAAUCCAAAAUUGAAAAGUUAUACACCAAAUAACUUUCAACCGAAAAAAGAAAGAAACUUAUUAAACGACCUAAUAUAAUCUCCAUUGCUAGAAAAAGAUUUUCUUUUUCUGAAAAAUAGUGAGUGUUUAAAAGUACCACGAAAAGUUCCCUUGAAUAAAAAUUCCCAUUUUCCUAGAACUACGUUUUCUUUCUUGCUUCUUUUUUUCUCAGCAUUCCGUUUUUCUAAUAGGAUAUUCUCUUGUUUUCCGGAUAGAAUAAGCGUCUCAUCACCGGAAUGAAUAGUUUUUCUUUUUAUUUAUUUGACAAAGUGGCCAACUCGGAAAUGUACCGAAGAAAAUUUUUGAGAUCAUCUUAGAUUCAACAUGGAUGAAAAGAUAUUUCAAAUUAGUAUUUCAGCCAAUGUCUUCUUCAUGUGGGAUAUCUGGUUGAGAAAUCACUUUUACAUGGGGGAUAUCUGGUGGAAAAAUCAUUUCUACUACGAGCAGGUGAGUUUUUUUUCUGAAAAACCAUUUUCUUCAUAGUAUAAGAGCCCACAAAACAUAAAAAAACUUAAGCAUAAUAUUUAAAUUUCCUUUGAUAUUCAGUCAAUUUAUACCGUUUCACAGUUUUUUUGAUAUUGAACAAAAAAACAAAAAAACAAAAUUAUUGGCUUUUUUUCAUGCACUCUAUUCAAAGCAUAUGACAGAAGACGCUGAAAAAAAAUGUUUUUAGAUUGGAUCAGAUCAUUGAAAAUCUUGCUUUCUUCAGAUCGAGUUGUUUAGAAUUUGCCUGAGAUAAUGUUAUUUCUUGAAUAAACCACAUGAUAAUUUUUAAAUUGCAAUUCUUUUGUUUGCAUGAAAAAUAAUUUAGACCGGUAGACAACUGACGCCGCCAACUCUUCUGGCAAUUUGUCCACCAACGUCCGAAAUUUUAUCGUCCCUGCCACAAAACAAGUCAGAGUUGCGCUCAAAGACCUGCCCUUAG